CGUGUGCGCUAGUUACCAUAGCAACCAGACGCGUUUGGUGCAAGCUCUAACACUCUGGCUUCCCCCAGGACCUCCUUGAGGAGGGCGCUGCCACCGUUAGGGGCCCUCCCAUGGCUUCACAGAAGAGAGUGGAUGCAGUGACCAAAGGAACCGGGUUUCGGCGCUGCCGUAAGCAGGUCGCUUACACGCCAGGAACCUGCGAGCUGCUCAGAGUGAUGAUGAAGGAGUCCAAACUGACUAGCUUUCAGCAACGACACAUCAUGGACACCGUGAAAAGAGGAGCCCCUCUGCCCCUGCAGUGUAACCCAACAUCCAGCCAGAGGGGUUCUCCUUCCAAGAAGCCAGCUACAGCCACCUACCUGCCGCCUAUCCUGGCUACCCACUCCCACCUCCGGCCUGCCAGCAUGUGUCAAGCCAAUGGGGCAUACAGCCGUGAGCAAUUCAAGCCUCAGGCCACCAGAGAUCUAGAGAAGGAGAAACGAAGACUUCAAAAUAUCUUUGCCACUGGGAAGGAAACAGAGGAACGGAAAAAGGGUCCUCAUGUGCGGCAAGAGGACCCAGCUCCUGAGCUGGACCGGUUUGAAGAACUGGUAAAGGAAAUCCAGGACAGGAAAGAAUUCUUGGCUGCCAUGGAGGCUCUAGGACAGGGCAAGCAAUACCGAGGAAUGAUCCUGGCUGAAAUCUCCCAGAAACUACGGGAAAUGGAGGACAUUGACCGAAGUAGGCGCGAGAAGCUUAGGAAGGCUCUUGCCACCACUUAAUCCAAGGGUGGGUCAGCCACCAGAGCAGCACAACGGACAAUCAGUGACAUCCUCAGGUCUGCCCACCCACAGGGGCUGUGCCAGACCAUGAUGUGGCACUGUCUUGGAGCACAAGACACUGCCCAGGGAUAUGGAGGCCUCAGUGGUGCCCCUGAGCUACUGUCACAGCCAAAGUGUUGAACCCUUCCCUAGGGGAAAGAGCCCCAGACAUAUCACGUUGACACCCAGGCUCACCACCUUGGACAUUUGCCUAAGGACACCCUCUCUCUGGCUCUCCUUCUGCCUCAGCUGAACACAAUCCUGCCCAUCCUAUAUCUUAGGAUCCACUUCUUUGCCUUCUUGUAGCCUUUGGCAAAUGUUUGACCACACGAUUAAUUAGCCAAUAAAACACAUUUAACUUGGUCAUGA
Molecule: messenger RNA, 1169 nt
Organism: Phodopus roborovskii (desert hamster)
Lineage: Eukaryota; Metazoa; Chordata; Mammalia; Rodentia; Cricetidae
Gene: CUNH22orf23
Product: chromosome unknown C22orf23 homolog
Exons: 7
Coding region: 111-761 (216 amino acids)
Source: RefSeq, a predicted model, not a curated record